AUGGGUAAUGGUCAUGAAUAUCCUAUUGGUGGUAUUGGAACAGUUCGGAUCAGAAUGUGUGACGUGGUGAUUAAGGAGUUGAAGGAAGUGAGAUUGUCGUCUAUCGCGAUUAGAGUAUUUGGAUCUGGUGGAGCUGCUUCAAAUUUUGGGUUGCUUCGGAUAUUUGGAUGCCCAGCAUAUUGUCACAUUGAGGAUAUAAAAUUUAAUUCGAGUCCACAUUUGGGAUUCAGAGGCGUGUUUGGUUACCAGUUUUGGGAUUUUGAUAUUGUUCUGAGCAGUAUUGUUACAUUUGACUCUCAGCAGGUGGAGAGUGUUGGACAGAUCAUUAGGAUAUCACAGCGGGUGGAGAGUGAUGCUAUUCCACAUUAUGUAGAGAUUACUCCACGUACUCCAGAUCAUUUUGUAUUGUUUAGGAUUCUAGCUGAGGUGACACGGUAUCAUGUUAGUGUUGAUGCAAAUGAUGAGUUUGUUGAUUCGAGUGCAGCUGAUGCACACAGUUCAGAUUUGGCUAUGGUCGUUGGUUCUGAGGACAGAAUGCCCUGUUUCUACUCUGUUUCAACUCUUGUACAAAGAAAAAUAUUUUUUUUUAUAAUUAUUCUCUCGAAUUUUCAUUCAGGGGUUUACUCAGUUAGCAUUGAUUUAGAGAACCAAAAGGUUACAGUCUCUGGUACUGUGGACUCUUCCACCCUCAUUAAGAAACUGAACAAAUCGGGCAAGCAUGCAGAACUCCUCUCCUCUCAGAAAUCCAGCAACCAGGCCCAACAAAAGCCCAAACCCAAUCAAAACCAAAAGCAGCAGCAGCAACAGCAAAAGCCACAAAAGCCUCCGCAGGCCAACCCAGUGAAAAAUGCCAAGGCCCAGCCCAAAAAUCGCCCCUCCUUCAGCUCAGAUGAAGAGGAUUUUUCCGACGACGACGAUGAAUAUGAUGAUGAUGAAGAGAUGAGAUUGAUCACUGAGAAGAUGAAGCAGCAGAUCAACAAUGCCAACGGAAAAAAGAAUGCAGCGGGCCCAAAGAAGAGUGGGCUGGGCCCAAUCCAGGCCAAGGCCCAACAUGGCCCAGACAAUAGACCCAAGAUGGUUCAUGCAGGUAACAACAUGGGUCUUGGCAUGAAUGGCCAUCAACCCAUGAUGAUGGGGGCUCAUCAUCACCCAUCAUCCAUGAUGAUGAACAUGAGAGGUGGGCCCAUGAACAAUAACAUGAUGAUGGUGCAGCCUCAGAUGAUGUACCAUAGAUCUCCACAGGUCUCUCCUUACACUGGCUACUAUAAUCAGUACUCUCAAGCUCCAUACUUCAGCAGCAAUCAGCCUGCAGAGAGAACUGACUACUCACAUCUCUUCAGUGAUGAGAAUGCAAACAGUUGUGUUGUCAUGUAAGGAAAAGAGUUGGGGGCUGUAUUAGCUAGCUGAUCUCUAUUUAGUUAUGUUGGUUAUGGCUUUGUUUAAUUAAGUGUUGGUUCUUAUCCAAGGAGUUGGUAGACUUUGAAGUUUUGAGCUUAAGGUUGAUAUAAUAAUAAUGCCCAUGUGACUGUAAUAUGUAAGUUUUAGUAAAAAGAUAUGGUUUUUAGUUGUUUGUUGGAAGA
Molecule: messenger RNA, 1580 nt
Organism: Asparagus officinalis (garden asparagus)
Lineage: Eukaryota; Viridiplantae; Streptophyta; Magnoliopsida; Asparagales; Asparagaceae
Product: heavy metal-associated isoprenylated plant protein 37-like
Exons: 4
Coding region: 1-1374 (457 amino acids)
Molecular function (GO): metal ion binding
Source: RefSeq, a predicted model, not a curated record